CACCGUGUGUCCAGACCACAGCCAAUGAGUUACGGACUUCGAGCCUGAAGCUAAAACAUCAUGGAGUCCAACCUGAACAGAAUGAAGCUCUGCCACAUGAUCCUGACGCUGCUCGCCGUCCCAGUGUGCUUUGGGCUUCCAUCAGUCUUCCUCAGUAAGACUGAGGCAAACCGGGCAUUAACGCAUCGUGUCCGACGGGCAAACUCCUUCCUGGAGGAGCUGAAGCUGGGCAAUCUGGAGAGAGAGUGUCUUGAGGAGAUCUGCUCUUAUGAGGAGGCCAGAGAGAUCUUCACCGUCCCCGAACAACUGGAAGAUUUCUGGAAGAGAUACACAGAGGUGGAUCAUUGUCAGUCGGGACCGUGUCAGAACGGAGCCACGUGUGUGGAUCAGAUAAAUGCAUACAUCUGCAUCUGUCCAGUGAACUUUGAGGGGCGACACUGCGACAAAGAAAUAUUUCCACCCACUUCCUACGGAUGUUUGUACAAGAACGGCGGCUGCGAGCACUUCUGUGUAGAAAUCAGUGAUUCGACCCAUCGCUGUGAUUGUGCACCUGGAUACACACUACACAUAGACAACAGCAGCUGCGUGCCGCAGGAUGGAUUCCCGUGUGGAAGGCUGGUGCCGAAUGGUGUGGGUCCGAGGAUAGUGAAGGGCGACGUGUGUCCUAAAGGACAGUGUCCGUGGCAGGCUUUACUACAGCAUAAGGAACAGUAUAAAUGCGGUGCCGUUAUUCUAGAUUCCCAAUGGAUUCUCACCGCAGCUCACUGCGUUUGGGAAAAGGAUCCAAACAUCUUACAAGUAACAGUUGGUGAACACAUCCGUGGGAAAGACGAAGGAACCGAACAGACGAGGAAAGUGUCUAAAGUGUUCAUCCACCCACAGUACAACCACUCCAGCACUGACAGCGACAUCGCCCUGCUGCGUCUGCUCAGCCCCGUCAUGCUAGACGCCUUCACUAUUCCCGUCUGCCUUCCUCCCGUUAACGGCACCUUCGGACGUACCAUUGGAGCCAUUCGCAUGUCCACUGUCAGCGGGUGGGGUCAUCUGUCGCAGUCCGGUCCGUCGUCUCCGAUUCUUCAGCGGCUGGAGGUGCCGAGGGUCUCGUUAGACGAGUGCAAGGCAAAGUCGGGCCUGAAGGUGACCAGGAACAUGCUGUGUGCCGGCUUCAUCGAGGGCGGCCGGGACUCCUGUCAGGGGGACAGCGGAGGGCCGCUGGUCACCCGCUAUAAGAACACAUGGUUUCUGACAGGGAUUGUGAGUUGGGGCAAAGGCUGCGCACGCACUGACGUCUACGGCAUCUACGCGCGCGUGUCUGUCUUUGUGGAGUGGAUCAUGAAGACUGUAGCCGCCGCAUGAAUUCAAGAGUUUAUGAAUGUUGUUAAAGGUGAAGUGUGUUCAGAUUUCAGUCAGUGAAGGGGCCGUUCACACAGAAUACGUGGGCAGUGGGGACAACAAGACUCGUUUUUAAGCGUUUUUAGAAAAGCCUGUCAUGGACAAGACGCCGCAAAAGACACGAAGAGAUGAUAGCAUGUGUCAUGACAUGGAUUUUUACAAUAAUUUUAAUAUGCUCCUUGAAUUUUACUUAUAAUGUUAAUAAA
Molecule: messenger RNA, 1598 nt
Organism: Sinocyclocheilus anshuiensis
Lineage: Eukaryota; Metazoa; Chordata; Actinopteri; Cypriniformes; Cyprinidae
Product: coagulation factor VII-like
Exons: 8
Coding region: 61-1356 (431 amino acids)
Biological process (GO): blood coagulation; proteolysis
Cellular component (GO): extracellular region
Molecular function (GO): serine-type endopeptidase activity; calcium ion binding
Source: RefSeq, a predicted model, not a curated record